AAAAGUCUGAGGCGAUCUUGAUCUUGAUCUUGGUUCUAUUUUUAACCUAUUAUCUCAUCAGUCAAAAAAGCUAAAAAUGAUGAUGGUUGAAUCAUUCUCACUUGAAGAAGCAAGCAAGUAGUUUAACUUGCCUUGUUUGAUACUUGGAGAUACAUUCAUACACACCAAUGAAGAAGCUUUUCUUUUUCAAAUCAUCAUCUGGUAAUGAUAAACAAACUCGCCGUGGAAAAGAAUCAGAAGCUAAGGGUGUUGCCUUGAAGUCUCAGAGCAGCCAGGCUCUUAGAAGAAGUCAUUCUUUUUCUUCAGCAGCUUUUCUCGUUGAUGGAGCUUCCUCAAAUGAUCCAAACGCUACAAAACAAAGAUACCAUUCAUCUCGAUGUUUUACACCGGAGAGCCAACAGAAAAAACAAGAACAAACUCACAAGUACAAAGUACAUGAUUCAUCAGGAACUUUAUCAACUUGUUCUAGUAAUGUCUCAAGCCAAGUCUUGGACCGUUUCAUUGAUGGAGAAGAGCAUCAUCAUCAUCAUCAUAAGCCAACAAAGACCGGUUCUUCAGGGAGCAGCAUCAAAGGAAGGAAGCAUCAUCCUUCUAGAUUUCAAAUCCAUUCACCAACAUUAUCAGACAACAAUGUCAAAGAGAGACGACACUCUGACAACCGUAUAAACGAUGCAUCAGCACGUUCACUUGCAAGAAGUGUCAUGGAAAGACUCUCGCACACUCACGGAAAGUCAAAGGCCUUGAGUUACGGCGCACAGGAUUUGGAUGUUUUCGCCAAUCUUCUUCCAUUGGCUGAACACAUACAUAACGGUUAUUACAAGGAUGACCACGUGGAGGAGCAAGAGAAAGAGAAGGAGAGGUUCUUGCACGGUAAGAACAGAGGAGGAGAUGUUAACUCUGAGCUAGAGAAGAAGUAUAAAGAAGCUGAGAAGAGAGUGAAGCUUCUUUCUCAAGAACUAAACGAGCAGAAGUGUGACUUUGAUGAUGUUAGACAAAUAGAAGAGGAGAGAGUAGGCUUAGCUUUUGAAGUCUUGAGCCUUUUGAGGUCACAGAUGGAUGAGAGAGCUUCUGCUAAGGAAGAGAUCAAACGAGUAAAAGCUGAUUCAGAGUUGCAUAUUCAGAAACUAGAGAAAGAGAAGAGCGAGUUACAGUUUGGUUUGGAGAAAGAGAUUGAUAGAAGGUCAAUAGAGUGGACUUCAAAGCUAGAGAACUUCCAAACAGAGGAGAAGAGGUUAAGAGAGCGUGUCAGAGAGCUCGCUGAGCAUAACGUCUCACUCCAGAGAGAAGUAGCAACGUUUCAUGAAAAGGAAACCGAGCGUAUGGAUAUGUUAAGAGACAUGGAUGAGAAAGUCACUGAGCUGAGUGGAACAGCAGAGGAAACGCGUCAAGAGAAUGUGUAUCUUGUCCAAAACCUCUCCAAGUUGCAAGAGAGUUACACUGACGCGACAGAAGAUCUUGAUUGUGUGAGAAGAAUGUUUGAAGAGAAAGACAUGGAGUGUAAGGAGCUGCACAAGUCUGUUACUAGGCUUGUAAGAACCUGUAGGGAACAGGAGAAGACUAUUCAAGGACUUAGCGAUGGUUUCUCUGAAGAAACUAAGAAGCAGCAACCGUCAGAGAUGAGCAAGAAGUUUCAGACAGAACAGAUAAGAUUGUCAGGUGUUGAGUUCUCACUUAGAAAAGAGUUAGAAUCAAUGAAGCUUGAAGCUGAGACUCUUCGUAUAGAGAAUACUUGUUUGCGGAGUAGAGUAAAAGGCUCCCAUGGAGAAGAAGAAGGAGAUGCCACUAUGACCACCUUGAAGCUAGAUAAUGAGAUGAAGAUGCGUGUAUGCCUCUUACAAGACCAAGGAGUCUCAAUGUUAAAUGAGAGCAUGCAGGUAUGUUACAAGUUAUUGAAGUUCAUCAAAGGGAACUUAGCUCAAGACUUGCAUAAUGGAAUGAGUGAGCAGUUUCUGAUUGAAUCUGAGAUGAAUGUUCAUGGAAUAAGACGUGGUACUGAAAACCUGAAGAGAAGUUUGCAGACUGUCACCAGCUUACUCCUUGAAAAGUCCAAUGAGAUUGCAUCAAACUCAGAAUCACCUGCUAGGCCUACCCAUCCAAUCAACCAAUCUGUGGAGAAACUCCUGAGAGCUGAACUAAGAGCAGAGAGUCUAAUCACGAGUUUGUUAAGAGAGAAACUGUACUCCAAGGAACAAGAGAUCGAGCAGCUUCAUGCAGAAGUAGCUACAGGAGUACGUGGCAACGAAGUUUUAAGACGUGAAAUCCAAAACGUCUUAGACAACCUUUCAGUACACGCCCACCAAUUAAAAGACCUCAAGCUUCAGAUGGUGAAGAAGGAAGAGAAUGUGAACAGGCUUGAAACCAAUCUCCAAGAAGCUGCAAAACAGUUGUCUAGUAUGAAAGUUACAUUACCGAGAGUGAUGGAGGAAAAGGAGCAGAUGUAUAAGGAAGUGAAUGAGUGCAGAAAGAGAAACAUGGAUUUGGAGUCAGAUAAGGAGAUGUUGAGGAAGGAGGUUGAGAGAUUGGAAGAGGAGACACUUUACAAGGAAGGUCAGAUCACGAUACUGAAAGAUACACUUGGAAGCAAGAAAUUCGAUCUUCUCUCGGGUGCUGACUUAUUUAACGAUUUCUUGGUCCAAUAA
This is a messenger RNA of Eruca vesicaria subsp. sativa (arugula), 2639 nucleotides long. The record is from the annotation of a GenBank genome assembly. NCBI's taxonomy places the organism in Eukaryota, Viridiplantae, Streptophyta, Magnoliopsida, Brassicales, Brassicaceae.